Molecule: messenger RNA, 6176 nt
Organism: Ostrea edulis (European flat oyster)
Lineage: Eukaryota; Metazoa; Mollusca; Bivalvia; Ostreida; Ostreidae
Product: centromere protein J-like
Exons: 2
Coding region: 244-4380 (1378 amino acids)
Biological process (GO): centriole elongation; cilium assembly
Cellular component (GO): nucleus; centriole; centrosome
Molecular function (GO): tubulin binding
Source: RefSeq, a predicted model, not a curated record
GGGAUCGACCUUCUGGCAAUAGAAAAUGGCGGCAUCAACAAACUGAUACGAGCAAAUGGUCGUCUCAACUUCACGUGCUUUGACUGAUUGGUUUAGUACUAUGUGGAUUCCAUGAUUUCAUUUUUGGGAAGGAAAUUUUUACCAAUGAUUUAAAGACUUGAAGUGAUCAGAAUGAUACCAAAGCCUACAACAGAUGAGAAUCUUUUCCAAAAUUAUCCAGAUUCUGGAUAAUACAGGAAUCCCAUGAAAAAGAACAGUCAGACAAUGGAUGCUAAGCAAAGAGAAAAUGUACAGAGAUCUGGAGUUGUGGUGGACUUUGAUGCAAAACUUCAUGGCAAAAACUCGUCAGUAAAUCAAGAUGGAUCCUUUUCUCUCCAAAACACCAUACAAAACCAAGCAACAACGGAUUACUCCACUCUUUUGCCAAACAUGUUUCUACAAACUAUUAAUUUUGAUGCUGCUUUUCAACAACUGGGUAUGAGAGGAAAUGGUUCUGGUGCUGCAAUGGAUAAUGGGAACCUAGAUGAUGAGGAAGAAUCUGAUGUGAAUCCUUUGGAGCAACAACAAGUGAUGGAACAAGCUCUGCUACUGCAGCGAUUCAAGGAGCUCAGACAGUGGCAAAUGCAGCAACAGGAAAAGUUGAUGAGUCAGCAGAAACAGCAGCUAGAACUUUUACGCAAAGAACAGAUGACAAUCAAAUCUGUCCUAAGCAAGAACAAGGACUCUAAAAUAGGAGGAGCGAGCUUAAAUGAUGACGCUCUAACAAGAACACCACCACCAUCACAAAGAUUCACAAGACCCAGAGAGAUGGAUCGCAACAUGAAGGCAGCAGAGAUGUACAGCUCACGAGGUGUACCACACGAGGAACAAAUGCUCAGCAGUGGAAAGCUGCCUGUACCGGUCAUGUAUGUCCCACUUAAUGAGGAUAAAGAUGAAAUAAAUACUAAUCCGGAUUUGUUCAGUGACACAAACUCACGCACCAGUGAAAUGACAGAGGAAAGGUUCUACAGAGAAGAAAUGGUACACAAAAGAGAGAAGUCACCAAAUGAGGACGAUGAAGAGAUGGAAGAUGAAAUGGAUGAUGAUCAGUUGAAAAGUUUAUCUGAUUAUGAUAUAGAAGAUGGAGAUUUCGACGAACCUGAUGAAAUUCAAAAUGAGGAAAUAACUGACCCAGAUGAAAGACCGAUUUUAGUCACAAAAACUUUUGAGGAGUUGUUGGAAGAACAAUUAAGGGCUGAAAGUGAAAAGAGAAAUUCAGAAAAUGUAAGGAGUGUGGAUAGUCCAAAGCAUCUGUUUUUGAAGAAAGGACAAGGUAUUUCCAGGUAUGGUUCUUUAAAAGACAAAAAAGCCAAUAUUAGACCACCUCCGAGACCCCAAGCUGAAAAGUCCUUAGAAUUAAAAGUAAACACUGGUCAACAAGCAGAAAAAACAGCUGCCAAAAACCUGUCACAUCAAACAAAAACAUCUUCAAAGGCAAGCUUGCAAAAACAAAAUGAAAUUAGAAAUAGUGAAAAGACACUGAGAAGUGGGCAGCCAGUAAUGACAAAGCCAACAGCAACAAAAGCCAUGAUUGAUCCUAAAAGUACUAAACCUCCCAAUACGCAGGGUCAGACUUCAUCCAACAAAACUAUCAACACGCAGGGUCAGACUUUAUCCAACAAAACUAUCAAGAAUAACAGUAAGCAAGAUGAACAGAGAAAAAGUGGUCUGAGAAAAUCUUCCAUCCCAGAUGAUGCUUCCUUUGUUGGCAAACUACAUGAAAGGGAGAUGAAUGAGGAGUUAGAGAAGGGUGACUUAGAAGAGUUUGAAAUGCUGGAAAAUUUAGCUGACAAUAUGUCUUACUGUAGCAGCACAUCCGUAAUGGUGCAGAAGAUGGAAGACAGAGUGAAAGAUAAAAAGAGAAACCAGUCUAAGUUGGUGCUAAAACCUCUCACACAGACUGUUAAACCUGGUAUGCAGAACAAUGGCGGCAGUGAGAAGGCAACUGUGAAAUCAGGUGCAAUUUCUUCUGCUUCUGGUUCAGAACGCACAAAACCACCUGUUUUCACUAAAAUUGAACUCCCCAAGUCAGUCGUUGAAAAAAUAGACAUUGCAUCUUCAGAAAGUGAGGAAGAAGAAACAGAUUCCUAUGCUUUUGAGACAACUGACUCAGACAGUGAGCAAGAAAGGCAAAGUGAUCUCAAUCAAGUGAAUAACGAGGACACAGAUGAAGACGAUUAUAAAAACAAAAAUGAAAAUGCAGAUGAAGAGGUUACAUCUCCAUCAAAAUUAAUGAAAAGGAAGAUAGCACAGAAAGACAGAUCGAGUCCAAUACCGCAAGUCAUGAGAGAAAGAAACGUGCUUCAAUUGUUCAAGAGUUCUGGGAUUGCAAAAACUAUUGAAAUUAAAACUGACUUUAUCAAUCAGAGCGAUGAACAGAGUGAAGCAGACGACAGUGAAAAAGACUUUCAGAUGCAUGGAAAAUUUCUGAAUGGAAAUUCUGAUGACAGUGAUAGUGAAGGCAGUCUGGUGUCUUAUUCAGACCUGAACAUUAAGAAAAAUUACAAUGAAACUAAGAACAAGGCUACAUCAAGAAGAUCAGAUGUCCACGAGUAUGAUGAUGAAGAGGAAUGGGGAGAAACUACGCUUAAAGCUCACUCACCUGGUCUCACUAGUCAGAAACCCUCUGAGGCUAUAGAGAGGAGCACACCACCCACUUCCAAACUGAUGACCAAACUUUUCCCCAAACUAAAGAAGAAUGAAACCAAGGAAACCCAGAAUCAAGGGAACUUCCAGGUGAAUACAGUUUUGCCGUCUGAUGGAGUGCAGUCCAGAUUACUGAGGGAAAAACUGGCAGAGCUAGACAAAGAGAUAGAGAAGUUUAGGAAUGAAAAUGUUAACCUGCAGAAACUAAGAAAGGAAAGGGAAGAUAGUCUAUCAAAAUUAAAGAAGGAGGUUUCUGAUUUUGAAAAAGAAAAGUCAGAGGAGUUGAAAAGAAUUCAAGAAUAUAAAACAGAGGAGAUAAAGAAACUACGACACGAGAAGAAGGUGUUUGAGCAGUUACAGAAGGCAAAACGGAAUAACCCAGACAAGAAGGAGAGGGAGGAGAUAGAAAUGCUGAAAACUCAGCUGAGGGAACUGCAGGAGGAGAUGAAGAGGAAGGAAUUAAGGUGGUCCGCUAACGAUGCUCGAACAAAAGAAAAACUAAAACAGCUGGAGCAUGAAAAUUCACAACUGAAGGAAGAAAUCAAAGUAAUGGAGAAAAAACGUCUGGAAUGGCUGCAGAAAGAGAAAAAUUCACAGCACGAAAAGAAAUCCCAAGAAAUAGGAGCCAUAUCUAAGAAUUCUGCCAGGCCCCAGGCAAUCUCAACCUCUGCUGACUUUCAGAAUUCUGCCAGGCCCCAGGCAAUCUCAACCUCUGCUGACUUUCAGAUGACAGACUCGGAUGAAGAGAAGGACCCAGUGAGAGAUAUACCCGUAAACAAAUCAACUACCUCCCUACUUAAUCAGUUCUCGCAAAAGAUGGACAAAAGCAGGUCACAAUUUGAUGAGGGACCUGCUACAAGUAGGCAGAGACCAGUCACAAGCUCGGGGAAUUUCUACAUGACACAGCCAGAGAAUUCAUUGAAUCCGAAACUCAGUCAAAGUGAUGGUUCCCAGGCUUCUAAAGAGGAUGUACCACGAGGCGACCCGAUUGUGUCAGCAGUUCCACAGGACACGAGUAUAUACACGGAAGGGGGCAUGGACGGGUCUUAUCUUGAAUGGGUUCCCAGGAAGACUGCUCAGAAAUACUCCAUUGAUCGCUCAGUCAUUGACAAAGGUGAUAAAAGGUUUCGAGAAGUACAACAUCCGGAUGGAAAAGUGGAGAAAAUAUACAGCACUGGUGUCCGUGAAAUCUUGUUUACAAAUGGUACAAGGAAAGAGAUUUCUGCUGAUGGAAAAUCUGUUGUUGUGUCUUUCUUUAACGGUGACGUGAAACAAGUGACUGCAGACCAAAGAGUCAUUUAUUACUAUGCGGAGGUGCAGACAACUCACAGCACGUAUCCAGAUGGACUGGAAAUCAUACAAUUCCCAAACAACCAAGUAGAAAAACACUAUCCGGAGGGAACAAAAGAAAUCAUUUUUCCAGAUCAGACUAUCAAAUACCUGUUUCUGAAUGGGUCGGAAGAAAGCAUCUUUCCUGAUGGAACUGUGAUCCGGGUGGACAGGGAUGGGACCAAGACGAUGGAGUUUCCGAAUGGUCAGAAGGAGAUUCACACCCAGGACUACAAGAGGAGGGAGUAUCCGGAUGGAACUGUGAAGACGGUGUAUCCGGACGGUCGACAGGAAACCAAGUACUCCAAUGGAAGGAUUCGAGUGAAAGAUCGGGAGGGAAACAUAAUCAUUGAUAGAAGAUCAUGAAUUCAACAAGAAAGUUUUUUCUCUCUUGUUAACAGGAUAUGAAAUGUAAACUUUUAUAAAACACUUAAAAACAGUGAGGUUCAUAUUCUGUCCAAUACGUGACAAAUAGAAUGAUGAACAAGAAUAUAGAUCUAAGUGAUAACAAUUGCUACAUGUGUAUGUAAUAUAUAUAUAUAUAAAUAUUUGUUGCUAUAACAGAAUGUAAUAUUUUGUUACGUAUUUAACAUGGAUAGAUCAUAAGAUUUCUCUACAUAAUGUAGAAUUUUAGUACUUUCUCUAUUUAUGUCUUUUAUUUGGAUUCAUUCUCAAAUGUACAUCAGCCUCCAGCCUCCCCCCCCCCCCCCCCCCCCCCCCCCCCCCCAGAAGAAUCGCAGCAGUGUGAUUGUAUAUUAAUUUGAAUGAAAGUGUCAUUGUAUUUCAUUCUAAUGUAUAAUUGCACUAGGUGCAGGUAAUUUGUAUGUUGCUAUAUUUUUAUCAGUGUGACUUGACAUACCCGGUAGUCAUAGUUUAUCAAACUUUGUCUACUGAUAACAUUUUAAAAAUAUUUUGUCAGUGUUGAGAUGGGGUAUUGAAUGAAAUUUUGAAAAUGAACAGAAGUGUUAAACAGUUUAAAUAAAACAUGUAAUUUAGUAUGCUCAUUAUUACCAGGCAGGUUUUGUUGAUAGAUUUUUUGUCUUACUUCAGAUUUCAAAUUUUAUUGGUUUUUUUUCAAGUAAUAUUAUUUAUUUACCCUCCAUUUUAUUCACACCAUAUCCUAAAAUGAAAAGUUAAAACUGGACAAAAUUAGCGAUAAAUGAUUUGGGUUAAAUUUAAAUGGAACAAAAUUGUUUUAAAUGUGUCUGGACAAAAAUGACGAGGCAAAAGUUUCCUUAUAGAUAGUAACUGUAGGCCUAGGUGUGUCUUAUAUAAGAUCUGAAUGAAAUACAACUGUGAUAUUUUAUAACUUGGAUAAGAAACAUCUAAUAUUUUUAGUAAGUUUAGCGUGUAUUGGAAUUUGCAAAUAUCCUCAUUUUAUGUACGAAUUAUAAUUUCUGACAAAGUGUUGAUAUUACGUGUAUAUCUCACCAAUACACUUUUGCUUUAAGGACCUGUGCGACAUUUCUGAUAUUCUCUCUAAAAUUAUUUUCCAUCUCCUUCAUAUGAAAAGUUUUUGUAUGAUUUCUGAAAUAGGUUUGAAUUUUAUAUUGUAGUAAUAUUCCCAUACUUUGUAUAUCGACUAGGGUAGCUCAGUGGUUAUAUCAUUUAGCUAGACAAGUAAUGCCAGGAUUAUGGGUUCGAUCAGUCCCCCAUUGUUCCAGAUAUUUUUCUCCCUUUUUUGCUACAAUAAAUAUGUAAUGUCUGUACUUGUAUAUACAAAUUUCUGUAUUACAUAAGACCAGAAUUUACAUGUUUACAUUCUACAAUCAUGAACUAUCAAAAUAUGCAAACUCGAAAAUAGACAUGAUAUCAUAACUCAAGUUUUGUUUUUUUUUUUGUAGAAGCAAGAUAGAUAGCAUGGGAAUUGUAUAUGUAAAAUGUCUUGAAUAAUAUACAUUAAUUUUAUUAUCGAGAAACUUCACAUAUGUCCUUACAGUUGAUAUGAGAUUUUUAAAACAUUCUGUUAGCAACAAAAUUCCCCGUACGAAUGUCAAAGGUAAAUCAUGCAGAUGGGCAACACCCAACCUUGAAGUUGUAAUUCUUAUCAGCAAUGUAUUUAUUUUAAUUUAUAGAUCUGAUCGUUUUAUUUAUCAUACAAAUGUACAACAUACCUAUAAAUAUAGUUGCUAUUUUUCUGUUAAUUAAAGUUUUGAAAACAG